This is a messenger RNA of Rhopalosiphum maidis (corn leaf aphid), 726 nucleotides long. Its product is annotated as histone H1A, sperm-like. Gene Ontology annotation, biological process: chromosome condensation; nucleosome assembly; negative regulation of DNA recombination. Gene Ontology annotation, cellular component: nucleosome; nucleus. Gene Ontology annotation, molecular function: double-stranded DNA binding; structural constituent of chromatin; nucleosomal DNA binding. Lineage: Eukaryota; Metazoa; Arthropoda; Insecta; Hemiptera; Aphididae. The transcript has a single exon. The record is from RefSeq and is a predicted model, not a curated record. Bases 34 to 663 code for a protein of 209 amino acids.
AGUUGCUUUACUACGUUCGACAUCAGCUCUACUAUGACAGAAACCGUCGUUCUGGCCGCUCCGGCACCAGUGGCUGCAUCGCCAGCUGCGAAAAAGUCUCCGGCCAAGAAGAAGGCCGCUGCUGCUGCUAAGACUAAGAAGCAGCCCGCCGCUGCGUCUCAUCCGACCACUUCCGUGAUGGUCACGUCUGCCAUCAAGGAACUCAAGGAGAAGAAAGGUUCUUCUUUGCCGGCUAUCAAAAAGUACUUGGCUGCCAACUACAAAGUCGAUCCCGCCAAGUUGGCGCCGUUCAUCAGGAAGUUUUUGAAAGCCGCCGUCGCCAACGGCACUGUUGUUCAGACCAAGGGCACCGGCGCUUCUGGACAUUUCAAACUGCCGGUUGCCGAGGUAAAACCGAAGAAGGUAGCUGCGGCCAAAAAGAAGCCGGUCGUUAAAAAAGUCAAAGCCCCCGGUGCCGUAAAGAGGAAGUCGACUUCUGCUAAGAAGGUGAAGCCCGCUUCCGGCGAACCGGCAGCUAAAAAAGUCAAAAAGGCCGUCGCCGCUAAACCUAAGGCUGCCAAACCGAAGAAAUCUCCGGCCAAGCCGAAAAAACCUGCGGGCGCUGUAAAGCCAAAAGCGAAGAAGACUCCAACGAAAAAAACAGCAGCUCCCAAGAAGAAGUAAACUUUGAACGAUCACUUCUCACGCGUCGCGCACCCUUAAAACGGUCCUUCUCAGGACCACAAA